This is a messenger RNA of Babesia bovis T2Bo, 960 nucleotides long. RefSeq names its product putative orotidine 5'-phosphate decarboxylase. Gene Ontology annotation, molecular function: orotidine-5'-phosphate decarboxylase activity. The transcript has 3 exons. The coding region runs from base 11 to 910 and encodes 299 amino acids. Gene Ontology annotation, biological process: pyrimidine nucleotide biosynthetic process; 'de novo' pyrimidine nucleobase biosynthetic process. The record is from RefSeq and is a predicted model, not a curated record. Lineage: Eukaryota; Apicomplexa; Aconoidasida; Piroplasmida; Babesiidae.
UAAUACAAAAAUGUCAUUUUUCGAGAAGGUCGCCUUGCGUGCGAAGCGCUUGGGAUCUUGUUUGUGUUUGGGUCUUGACCCUCGCAACGAGACUGUUGACCGUUUUUCUCAGACUGGUUACUUUACUGUUUUAUACGACCGCCAUGUGAAGAACAGUCAUCUUGAUGGAUUUCGUAGUCGUGAGAUAUCUUCAUUAUACGUUAAACUGAAGCUUUAUUGUUGUUUCGUUCUAGAAUCUACACAUGAGCACAUUUGCUGUGUUAAGCCAAACCUGGCAUUUUUCAUAGCUCAGGGUGCUGAGGGCAUUCAGGUUUUGAUGGACAUUUGUGAGAUGCUCCGUGAGAUGGAUAUACCAAUACUCCUUGAUGGCAAGUUGGGUGACAUCGGUUCGACUAUGGAGUAUUACAAGAAGUUCAUCUUUGACAUAUUGAAGGCUGACAGUUGUACUGUCAACACACUGCUUGGCACUGACGUUCUGUCGGUGAUGGCUACCGACACUCAAGGCAAUUACGUUCACGACUUAUUUGUGUUAGCCAAGUGUUCAAAUCCAUCUUCUGAGCAAAUUCAGGGUGCUAUAUUGAACGACCAUUCUCCUGUGUACAUGGAGAUAAUCAAGAAAUGCGAGUCGUUCUACAAGUCCAAGGGUGUAACCGGUGCCAAGGUUGGCUAUGUCAUUGGUGCUACUUGUGUGGAGGUGUUAUCCGAGGUUCGCCGAAGCUACCCGGAGUGUAUUAUUUUAAUGCCUGGCAUCGGUGCUCAGGGCGGUCAACUUGAGUCUGCAAUGAAGGCUGCUUUGGACAGUAACGGCGGUGGUGUGAUUGUACCUAUAUCGCGUGCUAUUAUAGAUCUUCCAAACCCUGGCCAAGCUGCUGAACAGUGGAAGGAGCAGAUCAACGCUUGUAUUGCUUAAAUGAAGUCGUGAUUUAGUGACCUUACGCAAGGUCCUUAAACUUUAACUCU